GCUGCUGAAGAGGUUUAACUAGAAUACUUCACUACAGAUAUGUAUCUGCAUGGCUGGACCGGUCGAUGGAAUGUUUCUGAGAAAUUUUCUUUACAUUACAAUAGCUGUUAAAUAUGCCAUGUGGGAUAGGUUGAGCCUUUGCUUAUUUGUUCAGUUUGAUUUUAAAAGUUGUGUUUAUGAUCUCUAGGAUUAGUUAUUCAUAAUGAAGCUGAAAAAUUCAUCAGAGCACUUCUCAGACCGUCGAUACCCGAUUCUCUCCCGGAUAACGAUGACCGAGACAGACGGCUUCAGGCUGAACAUUUUCCCACAAAGGUUUAAAUUAUGGCGGACCCCCAGAGCUCCGCCCGGUGUCAACAACACCUCCACGACCGAUGGACAUCCAUCACCCACCGAGGAGGAGAGGCCCCCAACCGUGAUCCUCACAUUUGAGCAGAACCUUGAGGCAAAACGCUUGUGUGAAGCCGGCCAGCAGCUGCUGGAAAGAGAGGAGCGUCUGUUUGGGGAGAUAAAGGAGUCUGAGGCGCUGAAACAUCACGAGGAAGAAGUAAGCAAGCUUGCAGCAGAGCGCAGGGCCCUGGAGGGCCUCGUACUGCAGACCCUGAUACUGUCUCUGGGCCUGGAGGAGGUCGGCUCGGAGGCACUGACGUCUGCCGUGAAGGCCGUGCAGCAGGAGGAGGACCAGGACCAGCAGUGGACACGGAGGGAUUGGACUGCUCCUGCGUGGAGGCCCUGCGGCUGGAAGAUGCUCCACGACUCAACGCUUCGCAGCUUGGUGGAGGAGCGUAUGGACAACCCCUCCACGCCCCCUGCUGACCAGACGGGCCAGUCUUCCAUCCAGGUGGACAUCCGCACCAUGGGCGGGCAGCUGAAGGAGGACCUGCUGCAUGUGGUGAACGUGGUGAAGAGCUGCUACCCGCCCGAGUCGGGCAUCUGUGAUUUUUACGCCGGGUUGUACCACCGAACCUUCAGCGCCAGACUCAGAAAGAUCACAGACUUCGGUCUGGGGGACAAGGACUGCACUUGUCUUCUGCUCUGGGUCAACAAGCAUUAUCCACAAAUCCUUCAGAAGCCGGAGCUGGUCGGUGAGAUCGAUGUUGAAGCGUUGGGAAAGCUGCUGCCGGAAGAGUUAUUGAAACCUCUGGAGGAUCAAUACCUGAGCAAACAACAGGAAGAUCUGACGACGUACAUCCACCGCGUCCUCGAGAAAGCGAAGCAAAAGUGGAAUGAAGGAGAAGAGCCGACAAGAGAGGACGGCUGCUUCGUCAGUCCUGUUUCCUACGACAUCAUUCAGUUUAUCAAUGGUAUGGUGACUUCAGCUGAAAAAGUUGUGGGAGAUCUGCAGAAGGCCCAGGAGAUAACGUGCCAACUGAAGGAUUUAAUGCAGAGGUUCAAGAUCUUCCAAAAUGACGUCAUAAAGCAAAACAAACUGAACAGCCGGCCGGCCGUGAAGGCAAACCUCGGCUGUAUCGAACAGUUCAGGGACGUCCUCAACAAGAAGAGACAUCUGUUCAUAGAGGACGUGCGGAAAAACUGUCUGCAUGUUCUGACCGACAUGAAACAAUCUGCCCACGCAUAUUUAUUAAAACCUGUGCACGAGGUCCUCAAGCCAGAGUACCGCAAACUGGGAACCAGCGACUGGCUGAAUAACAACCUGUUUGAGAAGCUGCUGGCCGGCAUCGAAAAAGAGCUUCAGGAUCUUCAGGGUUCGAUGGAAUCCUGUCACCAGGAGCUGGUGGUCCAGCUGCACAAGGAAGUGACAGCAGAAUAUGUGAAGAGGCUCCUGAAAGGAGUCAAACUGAGGACCAGGGAGCAGCAGCUGAAGGCCUACGUCACCGUGAGGGACAACGCGGAGAAUUUGUACCAUUUAUUCCUCAAAAUGGGCUCAGAGGAGGUUUGGUUGAAGGACAUCCUGACCAAGAUUGCAGAAGUUCUGAAACUCCAAGACGUCCCCGCCAUUCAGAUGCAAGUAGCAUCGCUGGGAAGUAAAUAUCCUGACCUAAGUGAGAAACACGUCUCGGCUCUUCUCAAGCUCAAGACCAACCUCUCCAAAGCCAACAGGAACACCAUCAAAGACAUUCUGUCGGACACAAGAGGCCAACGGAGUGAAGCUGCCGAACGGAGCUUUUUCUCUGACGUUCAGGUCAAAUGAGCCGUAAACUGAAUGUAGUUUAUCUUUAAUGUUGGACUGAAAGUUGAGUUGUACAGUUAGUUUUGUGUAUUAUAAUGUUUGUGUGUGAGCUGAGUGAAAACUUCAAUCAGGUGACGUUAUCCCAGAGUUACAAAGCUGCGUUCAAAUGUCUCGUAGGCGGUAAAGAAUAGCGUCUUUCAGAUGGAAUGAUGGCUGAGUUACUGUAUGAAAGAAUAAGCUAAAGUUCACAUUAUUGCAGGUAAAUAAGGUGCUAACCUGAACCCUUUUUAGUGCUAAAUGUGUGUAUGUGUGUGUGUGUGUGCGUAAUUCUCUGAUAGUGUUUAUUUUUUAUAUUGAAUCAGUGUUACAGUUUGUUAUUUUUAUAUUGUGUAUUUUUGCAUUGCAUGUGCAAUAAAGGGAGAGGUCAAGCUUUUUACGUUUUUUUUUCACGUCAGAAUAUUGUUAGAGAAAGUGUUGAAUUUAAGUUCAUAAAUAAAUUCGGUGAACCCUGUCUGUGAUUUGAAGGUGAUUUUCUUAUAAAUCUUGAGCAGUACAUUCUUACCUCUGUUGUAUAUAUUCACAUGCAACAAAAACUUCGGUAGAAGUUUUACUGCAACAUUCACAAUUUAGAGCAUAAAAUAAUGUACGUUCACAUUUAGUUUUCUAUUAAAAUGGAAAAAACUGAAAUGUCACAUUGACCUAGGUACUCAGACCCUUUGAUGCCUCUCAUUUCUCUUGAUCGUCUUGUUUCUCCAGCUUGAUUGGAUUCAACCUGCUGUUAAUUCAACUGAUUGGACCUGAUUAGGAAAGGCACACACUAUAUAUAAGGACUCACAGCUGACACGCACCGAGCCGUGGUUUUCUGCAGAGACAGGAUUGUGUCGAGCCACAGAUCUGGGGAAGGCUAUAAAAAUGUUUCUAGAGCACAGCGGCCUUUGUAAUUCUUAACUCACAGACGUUUGGACCGACCAGGACUCUUCCAAGAGCUCCACACAGCCAAAUGUUAAGGGGUCACCGAAGUGCUAAGAAUUCUUCAUGAUGGGGAACAUCUAAUGUGAUCUAAUAGUUAAGACAUUUAACUUAAAACCACAAAUGUCAACCUCAUGGUGGCGCUUGAGGGAAAAGCCAUCAAGGGGCCUCAUUACGGUUUAUUUUCUCAUUGUUUAGGCGCCGUCUUUCAAACCAUUUUCUGCAAAACCUUAUACCAAAACAUUACAAAUGUUUUGCAAAAGCAAACAAUUUUUGCAAAACUCUUCUAACUCUUUGUACACACAAAAGAUAAUUUGA
Anarrhichthys ocellatus (wolf-eel) is the source of this 3415-nucleotide messenger RNA. It is a transcript of the gene tnfaip2b, whose product is annotated as tumor necrosis factor, alpha-induced protein 2b. Bases 203 to 2149 code for a protein of 648 amino acids. Gene Ontology annotation, molecular function: SNARE binding. The record is from RefSeq and is a predicted model, not a curated record. Lineage: Eukaryota; Metazoa; Chordata; Actinopteri; Perciformes; Anarhichadidae. Gene Ontology annotation, cellular component: exocyst. Gene Ontology annotation, biological process: exocytosis; exocyst localization. The transcript is spliced from 12 exons.